UGAUGUGUGGGCACAGCUAGCUAACAUGACAGUGGAGCAGUGAAAUUAUGUCGAAGAAAUCUCAGACUUUCGUUGGGUACAAUAGCUGUGUUACAUACACAAUACCUAGUAGCUACAUUUAUGGUCACUCAGCUGCUAUCUAGCUACAGUGAGGGAGCUGUCUAAAGCAAAGCCUAUCAAGUUCUAACUAGCUAACUUUAUCUGGCUAACUAUAAGUGUGCAUUUGGGAGGAACCUAGCUAGCUAGCAAACUAGCUAACGUUACUAGUAUCUAGCUAGCUAUGCUGAGAGAAAAUAUUAGAACUGUCUAGCUAGUACUUAUCAAUUGGGUGUUAUUGUCCUACACUUUCACCAUGAUGGUAUUACUGGUCUUUUCUCAGAGUUUGUUUGUUCUAGUAGUUCGUUUAUUUGAUCCCAUGGCGACCACUUGUCUGCCAGGUCUACACUAGACUGUAAAAACAUUAUGAUUAGGCUGUCUGCUCCAGCGGUAUCCUAACAAGAUAUGACAAUUAAUUUAAGACAUUUUUAUCUCGUUUCUGCGCAACUUCAAGGAUGACAGAGGAGAAUAAGGAAAAGGUUCAAGAUGGAUUAUACAUUCAAGAAAGGGUGAUACAACAUCCCCCUCAUAUCAGGCUCAGCAGAAGUCAAGAAAGAGGUAGACUCAUGCUCCAGGAAUACAAGUUAAAAAUCCUUCAAAGUAAAAUCAAUGCUGCAAGAGAAGUGAGAAUAAAAGAACCUCAGAAGAUAGCUGACAAGCCGUCAUGCUCAGAGGAAGAAGCCUAUCGAUUCUUCUGCCAUACAUUUGAUGAAUUGGAGAAGAAUAGACCUACCACUGGCACACUUCCACAACAGAGCGGGAAAGAUACUGUCAUCGAUAUUGAGAAUGUGGAUGAGUGUCAUAAUCCUCUUGUUCCUGGUGAUAUUGAGACACUGGAUGUAAAUCCAGACCUUUUAUUUGUACCCAGUGAUUUACCAGUAAACCAAGGGAGGAUUAUACCAAGGUAUUUGAAGCCUCGUUUUUUGGAGGACGAAGGGUUUUAUGUCUGUGAGAGGCCCCAAGUGCCGAAGAAGAUGAUAAACAAAAUGGGCCACCGGCUGAUUGAGGAAGAAAAGGGACAGUCCUGGUUUGGAGAGAAUGGUUGCAUGAUUGCUAUUCCGGACCCAAUCCAGAAGUAUUGGCAUUGUAAAGUAGAUUUCCCAUUCUCAUGCCAGUCUCCUUGUCUGGCCACGGUGCACAUGAGGCCUGAUAAACUGCGAAGUGCAGGAUCUGUUGUCUCUAAUGCAGACGGCAGUGCAGGGCUGUGGCAGCUUGACCUGAACCUAGCCAGGCUGCAUUUCACCCAUCACCCCCUGUUUAGCACAGAGCAUGUGUUGGCUCAGAGACUGUAUGAGCUCUAUGAGCAUUAUGAAACCCGUGAGAUGAAGGGUGCAACUACCUCUCUGCAGGACAAGCUAAGCGGGCUGAAGAAGUCAGAAACAGCCUUGACCACCACUGAUGAACCUGCUCCGUGCUCAAAGUUACAGGAUCUGAGACAGCAAAUACAAAAGACCCAUGUAGCACUGAAGAUUGAGAGGCAGGCAGACAUCUCUCUGGUGAGGAACAUUGUUGCUGCUUGGAAGCGCAUCAAAACCCUCAGGGCCAAGAACGGCUAUGUGAACACCACUGUGAAAUUACAGCUGCAUAAAGUGAAGGCAAGGAUCACUGACAGCACGACAAACCGAACUGGGACAGAUGAGCACAUGAAAGCAAGUGUCUUCUCUCUUGACAAUCUCUUAACAUAACUGUUAUUAAUAAACUA
Messenger RNA from Oncorhynchus keta (chum salmon), 1798 nucleotides. Its product is annotated as protein CC2D2B-like. Bases 552 to 1781 code for a protein of 409 amino acids. The transcript has 12 exons. Gene Ontology annotation, biological process: protein localization to ciliary transition zone; non-motile cilium assembly. Lineage: Eukaryota; Metazoa; Chordata; Actinopteri; Salmoniformes; Salmonidae. Gene Ontology annotation, cellular component: ciliary transition zone. The record is from RefSeq and is a predicted model, not a curated record.